Rhineura floridana is the source of this 2514-nucleotide messenger RNA. RefSeq lists its product as uncharacterized. Lineage: Eukaryota; Metazoa; Chordata; Lepidosauria; Squamata; Rhineuridae. The record is from RefSeq and is a predicted model, not a curated record. The transcript is spliced from 5 exons. Bases 957 to 1766 code for a protein of 269 amino acids.
UGUCAUGGGGUGCUCUGACUUCCUCGCCGGAGGAAAAUAUGUUUGGAAAUGAAAUAUGUUUGGAAGUUUUACCUCCAGACACCGGUUGUGACUCACAACUCUUCUUACUUCUAUGAUUUCCUCUUCUCACCAAUCCCACCCACCAAUGCCAGGAUGAAUAGCCCUCCCACAAUCCUUUGCGCGUGGGGAGGCGUUGCUUCUGUUUUUCCAUACAUCGCGGUGUGUCUGCUUGAGGGUUUGCCCUUUUUGGUGUGAACGUUGUAGCCGCGUAGCCAUGGAGGGCUGCAUUUGGAGUGCCGUUCCUGCGGGCAAGGAAUGGCUGCCUGCCGGCGUGUGUGCGCAUAUGUAUGAAAAGUAAAACAGUUAGAGGUAGACGAAGCGUGGCGUGGCCAUUUUGCGGUUUAAAUUCUUCAGUAGCCUCGUGCAAUGGUCUUCAAUUUUCAUCCCUUCCGCUUCCCCCCCCCCCAGCAGCUGCAGCUGCAGCUGCAUCCGCCCCUUCUCCGUCGUAUUAGCGCAGGAUGUCCUACAUACAAAAACAAGACGUCUUAAAGGCUAACGCGUUUCAGUUUGUCCUUUCCGCUUUCAUGGGUCUGCUAGAGGCCUCUUCUGACUGCAGGAGAAACUACUUCUGUGGCUUGUACAAAAGGGAUACAUGGACAGUAAAACGUGAAGAUGACAUACGAAAAUUAUGACAUACUGUAAUUUGGGUUACGUGUGCUUUAAGGAACCAUAUAAAUGUAUGCUGUAAAAAGGAAGAAGCAGAGAGCUUUGGACAUUCAUGGCAUUUCCACGUCAUUCUCACAUUCUCUCCAAACAACUGUUUGAACUUUGCUCCCAAAAUAAAGGUGCCUUUAUUUUAGGUCUGAUCUAAAAACGAUAUGAAGCUUUGUUUUCUUCCACAAUGUAUACGUUCAUUAUAAUGAAGGAAGAAAAAUGGAAGACAUCGGAAAAAGCCAAUGUGGCUACACGGAAGACUGGUGGAGGAGGUAAAAGUAAAAAAGAGCAUGUAUAAAGAAUGGAAGGAAGGACGCAUCACCAAGGAAGAGUACCGACGAGCAGCUCGGGCUUGCAGGAAUAGCGUAAGGAAAGCUAAAACCCAGAAUGAGCUGAGGCUGGCGAGGGAAGCGAGGAACAACAAAAAGGGGUUUUUCAGAUAUGUUCGAAGCAAGAGAAAGACCAAGGAAACAGUGGGACUGCUGCUCAGUGAGGAUGGCAAAAUGUUGACAGAUAACGAGGAAAAAGCAGAACUGCUGAACACCUAUUUUGCCUCCGUUUUCUCCCAAAAAGGGAACAGUGUGCAACCUUGCAACAGUAGCAAUCUCAGGAAGGGGUCGGGACUGCAGUUUGAGAUUGAUAAGGAGAUAGUCAGGAAAUACCUAGUUAACCUAAAUGAGUUCAAAUCUCCAGGGCCUGAUGAACUGCAUCCCAGAGUAUUGAAGGAACUUGCGGAUGUACUCUCGGAACCUCUUGCCAUCAUCUUUGAGAAAUCAUGGAGAACGGGAGAGGUGCCGGAGGAUUGGAGACAACUGGUUGGAAAACCGUACUCAAAGAGUGGUCGUUGGUGGCUCUGCUUCGGACUGGAAGGAGAUCUGCACAGAGAAAGUACUCUUGACGCUGCUGGAAGCUAUAAAUUUAUUGAAUUCCUGAUCUGCAGACAACUACCAUGUGGGCAGGGCUGUUUUCAUCCUCUGUCAUCAAGAACUCAAGAAAAAGAAGAAAAAAUAGCCACUAUGAUUGUGAGUAUAGGGAGUGCUUUAAAAGAGUAAAGGUUCACUAUCUGCUGUGUCCAGCUUGCGUUGGCUACCCUUUCUCUUGACCAGCUUCUCUUGCAGCACCUCCUGUGAACUUUUCAUUUGCCCCUUUUUCUAAGUUCCCUGGCUUCUCUGGCUUACCCCUGCCCUCCAAUUCAUUCAGAUUCCUGUUUCCCACUCUAUUUCCUACACAUUGACACUGGCUCCCCUGCCGCCUUGUUCCCAUGGAUCUCUUCCCAGUCUUCAUGGUUAGCCUGGUUCCAUUUCAAACUGGCUUUGAAGAAUAUAAUGUGGCUACAGUCUUAGCUGCAAGUUUUAGAUUGCCAUUCAACUGUGCAAAUGAUCAUUAUAAAUAGUGCACCUUAUUUAACUUUUCUCAUGCAAAUGUAAGUACUACCAAAAUAGGGUGUGUGAGAUUUGCUGGUAGAGUCAUCAGAAGCAGUCUUAGCUGGCUGGCCCAGGGCCUUUCUAUAGAGCAGAGAGUGUGGACUUCCGGGAAGGGUGACUUAGCCUGUGCCUGCUUUUGAGACGGGCUCCUGCCUCAAAAGAAGCUUAUUCAGAUAUAUCAGUCAGUUUUUUCUUUUUUUUUUGACUGAUUAAACUUCUCCCGGGUAGGGAGAAACGAAGAGAUUAACCUCAAAGCCUAUUUUUGUUGGGACGACCAGAUCUCAUUAAUUUAUGGGACGAGGUCCAGCCGACGAAGGUGGGACGGAUUUUUAACAGCAAGCUCUAUCUGAUAAAGCGAACGUUCACCUUAUCUUCU